UCCAAUUUAGCAUCAUCCGUGGUAACGACAGGUGGCAGGCAAAGAACAGUGUUUCCUCUAGUAUGCCUUGAAGCGGGAAUUUUUCCGCGCAAAUCCAUCUCAAAUUCAAAUACCCUCUCUUCCCUUUUACUUUUGGUGAUUGAACAUUAAGAAGCAACAAAAGCAAAGAAAACAAAACUUCAGGGAUCUUCAUCAUCGCGAAGAUCAUCUUUUAUGAGGGAGAUUUGCUACUUGCAACUGAAGAAGAGGCUAUUUUAGGACGAGAUAUCUCCACCAUUUCAAAUUCAUUCCCUUUCUCCUCUUUACUCUCAAGUCUCACCAGAUUUCAACUCCCCAAAUCGUACCUUCCACUUCAAAACAAACCCUAAAUCCCUUGAUACUCCAAUGCUUGCUCCGCCAUUUCACUCGGCACCUACAAGCUCAACAUCUUGCUCCGCCCUUUAUCUUCGUGUGACCUUGAUUGGUGACUCUAUUCAUGCUAUGUAGCCAAACAUGGGUCAAGGAGAAGCUGUACCUAUAUCUCAUUGUUGCAUAAAAAUCUAAUAUAGGAUCUGUACUAAGAGACUCCUACGAAGAAAUCUGACUUUGGAGAUCACUGGAAGCUUGGAAUCGAGGAUGGUGCGAAGCCUCAGGUGUACAAUGAAAAGCAUGAGAAGCUGUUAUCUGCUGUGGCUGGGGUGGGAGACGGUCGUGGUGGUUCAUAGUGGUGCCACAGAUUGUGUACAUCCUGAGCGGCACAAACAGGGACGCGUGGAGUGGGUUCUCAAUAUAGGCCUUUGAGAAUCUCUGGGGAUUCGUUCGUCUCUCCCUUACAUUUGCGGUUAUGCUCUGAGUUAGGCUUGACAAUGGGAUAUCUGCAAAGACAUCUAUGAAGAUGUGAAAAAGUGACAAUGUUUCGGAUGACUACUGUGAUAUGGAGCUUGACGAGAUGGAGCAUGCAAAAGAUGAUUUUGAUGUCAAUGAUUAUGGCGAGGAGGAUGAGAAAGAACAAGGAGAAGAGGAAGAAGAUGGAGAGGAAAGAACAAUUGAGGAAGACCAAAGUGGAUGGAAUAAUGAUGAGAUGGAACACCUUGAGAUACAAAUGUCCCAAAUCAGAGAGAGAAAGAGAUGUAUAUGACAAGUUUGGCUACACCUAUCAGAAUAGAGAACAGAAUAAUGAAUAUAUAGGGAUUCACCCUCGACUUAAAGCUAAGAUCAAAGGUGUAUUUGUGCUGCAGUUUAAUGACAAGACUAUUUUAUGUUGUAUUAUCUGGCAAGGGUUUACACUAUUGACACAAUCUUAAAAGUGACUUUUCUAUCUUUAUUCUUUAAUCUCUGAUUCAUUUUUAAAUCUCUGUAGGAUUUGACUGAGAAAUAAGGAAGAAGUAAAGGGUAGAACAGUACUAUGAAAAAGAACUAAAAAUCUAUAACAAUAACGAUUAAUUAUU
Molecule: messenger RNA, 1427 nt
Organism: Arachis stenosperma
Lineage: Eukaryota; Viridiplantae; Streptophyta; Magnoliopsida; Fabales; Fabaceae
Exons: 5
Coding region: 891-1283 (130 amino acids)
Source: RefSeq, a predicted model, not a curated record